Molecule: messenger RNA, 5074 nt
Organism: Polypterus senegalus (gray bichir)
Lineage: Eukaryota; Metazoa; Chordata; Cladistia; Polypteriformes; Polypteridae
Product: synaptopodin
Exons: 4
Coding region: 171-3161 (996 amino acids)
Biological process (GO): positive regulation of actin filament bundle assembly
Cellular component (GO): nucleus; actin cytoskeleton; Z disc
Molecular function (GO): actin binding
Source: RefSeq, a predicted model, not a curated record
UGCAGCGCACAACACAGGAGCGAAAACUGCAAGCCGCUCACCUCUGCCUGUCUCUGCCGACUGGAUUUCAGGAUGGAUUAAGAUAUCUCACAAGUAACAGAAGAGAACUGAAGGAACCUCUAAUAAAAAACAUAACUCUAUCGAGUUAUCUCUAUUACCAGCGCUUUGCGAUGCUGAAAGUCAGCCAAUAUCCUGAGUCCCAGGGGCAGGAGAGCGGAGCAAAAGGAUCGUGUGAAUUAGGCAGCAGUGCUGCAGACGGAUGCCUGCCUACCAGCGCCGAGAGCGAUAGACUCAGCGCAACAGCAGCUAUCGAAAAUCAAAGUUCAGUUGUCAAGAACUGCACGAUGUCUACGACUCAGUUGCGAGGUGAAGACAAGGCAUGCGAGGCGCGAGGGAUGCGACAGAGGGUGGCACGCGGCAUGAGCCUUGAAGAUAGCUCUUUAUCGAGAAGUUCAUUUUCACCCAGAAAUUCCGGAGAGCGUAAAGAAGGCUUAGCCGGCUGUCUGGUACCAACGUCCACUGCGACAGAGACAGACAGAACAGAAUCGCCUGCGGAGUGGAAAGUAUACAAAGUGAAGCCUGUGGUCAUUGCCGGCGCAACUCGGAGCAGAAAAACAAACCUUGCACGGAGUGCCAGCCUUUCAGAAAAAGAAUUGAGAGAAGCCAAGGAUAGGAGUCAGAUAAUAGCUGCCCAAUUAACAACACCACCCAACAACAAUUCAAGGGGUGUGCAGCUGUUUAACAGACGUAAAAAGAGAGUAGAUGCCUUCACCUUGGUCAGCUUUGGGAAAGGAGGAGAGCAAGACAUUCAAAGGAAUGUGGACAAGGAUCCUCAACACAAGCACACUGAUAUAGGGGAAAGAAAAUUCUUUGAGGAGCUAAGCAGCUGCUACAAACCAAAGGUACUCAGUCAUCCUGUGGAAAACAGGUCAGCAUAUUCAGGAAGUGGUCAAUUCACAGCAAGGACUAUGGAAGAGCCUAGUGACGGAGUCUUUAAAGAGAACUGUGUGCACAAUGCUUCAGAGAUGCAUGAGGGCCAAGCUGGUGAGAACGUAAUGAAUAUCCUGACUCCCAAGCUUUGCACGUUGGUGUUGGAUCAGGAAUUUCAUGCAGAUCCUGUGUAUGACCCUGGAAGCAGUGAUGGACUAGAGAAGCCAGCUGUUGAAGCUGAAGAGUGUAGGACAAGCUUUGAUGCAUUACACGUGACUGAGAGAGCUGAGAAUGGAAUUCUAAAGUCUGAGUGCAAUGAAGGCAUAGCCAUAUUUCAGUGUAAGCAGCAAUCGGGAAUUGUCAAUCGAACAGCAAAACCCUUUGGUACCUUUUCUUUGGCUGGGACCUAUGAAAAUCAAAGGCCUAUUGAGAGUAUUGCUCCUCCUCCUUUGUCUUUUGCUCCUUCUCCUCAACCAGCACCAUCUUUCAUAACAUCUCCCCCACCCCAAUCCAUUUCAGUAACAGAAACAGCACUGAAAUUUCCUUCAGCGUCACUCGUAGGAAGGGAAGAUCCUAAUAACUACAGGCCUCAGUUUAACAGUGUACCAAUAAAACAACAAGUACCAGUGAAGAGUGGCAUUCUUGAGGAAGGACUGACACGUAGGGCAGCCAGAAAGUCCAUGUUUACUUUUCAAGAAAAGCCGAAGGUGGCUCCAAACCCAGAACUCCUAUCCCUGGUGCAAGGAGUUGAUGACAAGAAGAAGCAGAGACGCACAGUAGACCAGGGACAUGAUGAAGAAAACCUUGUCUUAGGUGCAGAAGCUUCCAACUUCUUAAAGGCAGAAGAUUCUGAUGAAGUUAAAGUGCCGGAGUGGUCUUCCUGUUUAAAGAGCUCUGGAGGGAGAGUCUUACCUCAAUCCAAACCAGCUCAGGGGCUCACAAAUGUGGGAGGAAAAGGGGCAGAGCUGUUUGCUAAGCGGCAAUCCAGAAUGGACAAAUACACAGUAGAAAAACCACCUGAGGCCUCUCAAAGGUGCUCAUCACCUACUGCUUCCUUGCCUUCAUCCUGGAAGUACCCUUCUAAUAUGCAGGGACGGGUGAAAGCUAUGGCAUAUUCUGCGAGUGCCGCUUUUAACUUUCCUAGGCCUACCAAUAACCAACCAGCCGCUUCAUCAGUCAGUGAAGACCAUACUACUGUGGAAAAUGGCUGCUCUAAAAGAGAGAUGGAAAUAGCAAAGCACCAACCCUAUAAGCUUAAUUCUUCUCUCUUUAUUCUUUCUCCCACAAAAGACCCUGUUAGAUCUCUUCCUAAAGCUGCACCACCACCCAAACCAAUUUUCCAUGACAAAGCUUACACUAGACAAAGCUCUUUGCCAGUUUCACCAUCUGUUCCCUUGUCUCCACAGUUUAACAGCCCUUCCCCUUUUAAGGGCAACACAUGUCUUUUAAAGCCAGCACAAUCGUGCCCAGUUAAUGGUCAAGCCAUGAGAACGAAACCAGAGCAUAGAACAUCUUAUGAGAUAACAGAGUCACUGGUUUCUCCAGUUCAGGCCUUCUCUUCUGAAAGAGUUUCUUCACCACGUUCCACCAUCCAAGCUCCAAGGCCAACUUUCUCUGCCAAGAAGGCAGGGAUUGAACCACAGCCUGUCUGUAAUGCCUGGAUGCCACUUCAGUCGAGACGCUUCAGCCACCCAGACAAUAGCACCAACGUCACCAAGGUGUCCUCUGGAGGUGAAGUUUCAGUUGCCAGUCCACAGUCUCCUUACUCCUCAACAUGCUCCUCUCCUCUACUUUCACCCUGUGAUGAGCAAAACCAGUCUCCUUUGGGGUCUGACGCUAAAACAAAUAGACGUCUGUUGGCUAAAAACAUUAUUAAUGCUGCCAGGAGAAAAUAUACAUCCCCACUAGGCCAAGGACAAGGAAAUUCCAUCUCUCCUAUAAGUGGUGCUAUUCAGUCACCAGUUCAACAUCCUACCAGCCCUUUGUCCUUCCACAGCAGUCCUGUGUUGCGCAGUCCACCAGAAACACCCAGCAGAUUACUGAGGUCACCAGUGCGAUUGUACACUGCAAGGUCACUGACAGAUUCAGAUGCAUCUGUGGACUCUGAAGACUCUGGUAUGAGAUCUCCAGCCUCUGGCAUGAAAUCCUGUAUUCGAAGUUACAACACAUGCCCUAGAGGCUGGAAUGGCAGCCUCAGAAUAAAACAGGAUAAUAUCUCAGCAGAACUGUAGACUGUGCUACAGCCCUUCCUAAAACAUUUUGCUUAUCUUUUUCUUUGGGAAGUUUGCAAGCAUUUUGAAUGCCCAGUUUAAUCCAAAUACAAUCAAUUGGUGGGACACAAUCAAUGGAAUUACAUUCCUAACAUGAAAUUGAUUUGUCAUGGCACCCAAGAAGAAAAUAUUUCAGUGGACCAAAAAAGAAGAAGGUUGUUUCAAAAGAUGUUGCAUAUUUUGCUGUGAAAUUAAGAACGAAAUAUCUUCAUGUACCCUAUGAGCUGAGAAAUCUCUCAUUUUUACCAAAGCUUACUCCAACAAAGAACCAUUCUGGAAAUGGUUUGCUUCUUGCUGUGUUGACGUGCAACACCGAUAUUUACAUUGUAGAUGAUACUUUGAUUCUUUGUUGUUGUGUGGAAAGAUUUCACAAUUAAUAUUAUUCAGUGAUUCUGAACUUGUCUUUAGAUUGCAAGUGAUGGAACAAACAGAAAUAACUAUUUCCUGGAACUUUGCUUUUAUUCACAAACAUAUUAAAGGACAGGCUUUACCUGAAAAGGACUUUAGAAAAGCACUUGUAUCAGAAAUGCUCUUGAAUAUUCCCAUGUAGCUUUUCACUGAACACUGCUAAGGUUUAUAUGUAAACCCUUUAUUAUAACAUUUCACUGCAUACAGAAGCAAUAUGUGGAAGCUGUUGGCCUACAGUUCAGCCAAGUCUUGUUUGACUACUUUAGCUUUUUGAAUGAUCACAUGUCCCGGUAAGACUUCAGUUUAGCGUUCACUUAUUUUCAGUAAUUAACAGUCUAUAAAGCAUUGUAUUAAGUAUGCCAGAAAUUACUUAUGUUAGAUGGCAUCACGCUAUUUUUGGGAAUCAGUGGAUUCAUAGCAAAAAGCAGCCCCAGUCUCCCUAACCCAUGUUGGACUGGCAUCUCAAAAAAUGAUACACUCCACACUCACCCACAUCAGGACAAUUCAGGGUCACAAACUAUACUGUUUUUGACAGUAAUUGUAAGGUUUGACUAUGCUGUUGUAUACUUAAAUAUAAAAUCUUGUAUUAGAAAUAGAGAUUGGGACUUAAAUAUAUACUAUAACUUACUUGAAAGUCUAUAUACUAUGUAUUACUGACAUAUAUUCUAACUUUUUAAUCCAGAAUAGUGGCAUUAGUCUCAUCAUGUCCAUAUUGCUCACCCAGUGCAUUUUAUCCCAUGCCAGUCAACAGCAUACAGUGGAUGACUAUGGCAAAAUUUAAAGCCAAAUCAUUCAGGAAUCAUAAUUAUACCUUAUACUGCAUAACUGAAAAUUACAUAAUGCUUUAUCUCCACCAGCUUUCUAAUACGCAAAAUAUGCACUAUUUAUAAUAUAGUUAAGAAAUGUAUACAGUAAGAUAAAAGCUAAUAACUAAUUACAUUCACAUUCAUAUUUUACAAGGCAAAAUGGUCACCAUAAAGUAGUGAUAUGUUGUAACUUAUCCUACUGUUUAUCCCAUUCAUUUACUGAACCGAGCCUAGCUAAACAUUCUCAGACCUGCUUAACAAAAUUCAGGGAUCUGAAUUCUGUAAUUUUAGUGUCUCAAGCAAGCCUAUUUAGAGUCACCAAUUAACUUUACACGUCUCUUAGCACAUACGCCCAGCCUCUGCUCUCCUCUCUCCCUCAGUGUGGAAAGCCUUAUGUCAAAAUGCAAUUUAUAAAUAGUACAACAUUUGACAAAUGAUGAUUGAUUUUAGUUUUCAUUGUCAUUAAGGUGAUUAGUAUCAUGUUUAUAGGCUGUUAAAAACCGAUUAUGAUGGAACACUAAGCUCAAGCUUUAGCCAUGAACCUAAGCACAGUGCAAUAACCUAUAUUCAUAUUUUUGUACGUAUUGUGCAUGUGAGUUUAUUUUGACUCGAUGCCUAAAACCUGCUGGAAGUAGGAGAUAAAAGGUUAUUUUUCUGGCA